UCUACUUAAAAAUAUUAAUAAAGUUAAAGAUUAAUUUUUCAUAAUUUUAUAAAUGGAUAACACAAAUUUUUGGAAUUCUGCCAAGCUAGACUCCCUCUCAGUAUGGUAUUUCUUUGAGAAUCCCCAAUGAUCGGAAUCAAUGAAUUCGAUGUUCCAGCCUGGAGACAGAAAGAACUUAUUUCAGAGUUAUACAGAUUCUCUCUCAUGACCAAAUCUAGAGGAUGCUCAGCAACCCAAAGAAAUUAUUAAUCAAAGAGACUCUGAAAAAAUGAAUAAAAAUGAAGGUGAUGCUGAAAAUGGAUCCUUGAGAUACAAGCUUGCCAAUCUACCUUCUCAUCCAAUUGCUUUAAAGAAGGAGCCUCAACUAAAGAAUAACAGCGAUACAAGUCUUUCCCAAGGGCUAAAGAAAAGAAAGAGCAGAGUUGAUAAGCUUGAUAUUAAGCCUGGACUCCUAAAACUAAGAAGGCGGAUACUUAAUAAUAUGCAUAAAUAAUGCGACUGCGUUCACUCAAUCAAGGAAGAAGACAAGGUUCACAUCGAACAUCAACCUUGGCAGAAGGUCUCGAUAUAUUGGGGUGACUAAGAAUAACACCCAUUGGCAAGCCCUGAUCAAUGUGAAAAAGAGUAAGAAGUACAUUGGUACUUUCAGCGAUGAUAUUGAAGCAGCUAGGACAUAUGACUUAUUCUCUUUAGCAAUAAAGGGAGAACGUGCCUUGAUCAACUUCAAUUACACAGCUGAAGAAAUGAUAGAGAGUAUCGACUAUUAUCUAUCACACAGUUGUAUUAAACCCUAA
Molecule: messenger RNA, 794 nt
Organism: Moneuplotes crassus
Lineage: Eukaryota; Ciliophora; Spirotrichea; Euplotida; Euplotidae
Source: the annotation of a GenBank genome assembly